AUGUCCAUCAAAAAGGGCAACAUGGGCGGCUCUCGCCAAUCCCCUCGCAGGCGAGGUGGCUGGCGGGAUGCCAUAAACCGCAUUGAGCACCGCGCACAGCGGGUUGCCUUUGCUCCCUCCCGGCCCGCUACCAUCGAGCCUCGGGCUCCUGUCGACUUCUCGUUUGGUGUAGGUUUCGUAGCGAUGAGAUCUUUUGAUCAGGCACUCAUGCGUUGUUACAGCCUCCCUCGCCGCCCGCCUCUCCUCCGCCUCCUCUCCCUGCUCGCGGCCUGGUCUUGCGCCGGUACUCUCCUCCUCCUUUGGGAUGGAGAGACCCUCCUGCUCCUCCUCCCGCCCCUCGCCCUCGCGCCGCCAACCUUGCUCUUGGGUUUGUGCCUGCUCUCCCACUGCCACCAUCAUGCUAACGGUCCGGUUGUAGGAGAUGAGCAAGAAGAGGAAGGCAGCAAGGUCCGAGGGACGUUAAACAAUCCGACCACGGGUCAUUAA
This is a messenger RNA of Aureobasidium melanogenum CBS 110374, 486 nucleotides long. RefSeq lists its product as uncharacterized. Bases 1 to 486 code for a protein of 161 amino acids. The record is from RefSeq and is a predicted model, not a curated record. NCBI's taxonomy places the organism in Eukaryota, Fungi, Ascomycota, Dothideomycetes, Dothideales, Saccotheciaceae. The transcript is spliced from 3 exons.